UAGGUGUGGUUCUCUACAGCAGUAGUAUAUCUGCAUUCAUUUCUCGACGGAUCUUGGCGGAUAGCAGCGAGCUGAACCAUUGAGAGAGAGCAGCAAUGACGGCUGACCCGCUUCGCUCGGCCAUGGCGCCCAGCUCGACGGAGGACACGUCUCUGGUGCUGCCGUCCGACAGAAAACAGCGCACUGGGCAGCAGCGCGUCCUGGAGCAGGUCAAAUCCAUUAGGAGAAGCAAGAUAGUUAAGAAUGACUCCAUUACGUCGCCAGCAAGUCCGGCGUCAGUGACAGAAUACAGUGAGCCUAAAUUCCAGUUCUCACCGACAAAACUGAACGACACCCUUUUCAAAUGGGGCAGCUUCAACAUGAGCACAAACCAGAACAGAAUGACUGUUCGCAGCAUAUCAGUGCGCAACACCAUGAGAAGACAGACCCAGAGCUCGAAUGCAAAGUCUGCAUCCAAUGGCAUGAAGGCCAGAAACAGUGAUGAUUUGCGCAGCACCAGCCAGUCACUAGUAGGAAAUUUCAAGCCUCCAUUUGGCGAGUCACAGAGGAUGACGAAAGUCACCAUGAACAGGAGAAAAUCAGAGCCAUUGUGUAUGAAUGGCACUACAGGAUCUAUGCCUAGCAUCACUCUGCAGGACGCUGUGGAAUAUCUGAGUCACUCGGACGUGAGCUAUCAGCUUUGUGGAGCUUCCUUCAUACAACGCCACACCUUCACUGAAGACAAAGCCAAGCAGGAGGUUCGAGUGUUAGGAGGGAUUCCUGCUCUUAUUCAGUUGCUGAAAGUUGACAAUUCACAGCUGCAAGAGAUAGCAUCUGCUGCACUGCGCAACCUUGUUUUCAAGGAUUCCAAUAACAAGCUUCAAGUGGAAAGUUGUGGAGGACUAGAACCCAUUCUGACCUUAAUCAGAAACACCAACGUCACAGAAACCCAGAUACAACUCACUGGUCUGUUGUGGAAUCUGUCCUCGGCGGACACUCUGAAGCCAGUGCUCGUCAGAUGUGCCCUGCCCCUGCUUACAGAAAACAUUGUGGUUCCAUACACCUGUUGGACUGACAACAACACCAGCAAACACAUUGACCCCGUGGUCUUCUACAACACCACCGGCUGUUUACGAAACCUCAGCUGUGCUGAGGAGGAGCAGAGGAUAUCUAUGCGUAACUGCACAGGACUGAUUGACUCACUAAUGACACAUGUUCAGUCUGAGGUGGAAAGGGGCCAGCACGAUGGCAAGACAGUGGAAAACUGUGUCUGUAUACUCCAUAACUUGAGCUAUCAUUUGGAGAGGGAGGCCCCUGAACACUUCAAACAGUAUUCUAUCGCUGAUGAGGCACCACAUGAGAAUACAAGCAAAAAGAGCAUCUUUAGCCCCAAGAGCACCAAAACACAAAAGAGAUUUAGCUUACCAGAAAUAAAGGAGACGGAGCCUGAAGGAGUGAGUUGGCUGUACCACACAAAGUCUCUGCAGUUAUACCUGUCUCUGCUGAGCUUCAGUCACAACGAAGCCACCCUGGUUGCAUGCUGUGGAGCUCUACAAAACCUUACUGCUUCAAAGAACCUGGUGUCCACUCAGAUGAGUCAGACCAUCGUUCAGAAGCUAAAUGGCCUGUCUGUCAUUACCCCUCUGCUGAAAUCUGGAAACUCUGACUUACAGAAGACCGCCAUGUCCUUGGUGGGGAACAUGUCCCGGGUCUCAUUUUUGUGGGAUACUAUGGCCAAGGCAGUUCUCCCCGAUGUCGCCUCUGUUCUCACAGCUGUGACCCCGAGCAUGGUUGAGUACGAUAGCUCCAUGGCCACAGCAUGCCGAGUGAUGCACACACUCUUGCUGGCAGAGCCUGAGAGUGCCAAGAAAGUGUUGAACAUAAAACUUAUCGACUCUCUGACCGAUCUGAGUGAAAAUAUAUCAUUCGAGACAGCCAGAAAAGCUGCUGGAGUCCUUCUCUACAGUAUGUGGGGGCAAAAAGACAUUCAGAAUGUGCUGAAAAAGCAAGGGAUGAACAAGGACACAUUUAUAAAUGCAGUCACUGCUACCGCGUACAAAUUGGCAACAAGCAUGAAUGGACACUGAUUGACAUGCAAAUACAGUCUCCUGGAGCUAAAUUAUGGAUUUUAGGAUACUGUCCUGUCUAUGUAUUAGGGCUGCAACUAACGAUUAUUAUUGACUAAUCUAACACUUAUUAGAACGAUUAUUUGACCAUUUGGCUAUUAUUGCAACGAUUAAUCAUUAGCUCUUAACCGAUUAUUCAGCUUGUGCCCCGACUUAAAAGGUUGUAUUAAACAUGCUUACUAACAAUAAAGAGGACAAAAUCAUCUUUUAAAAAUACCUCUAAAUGACAUUCACUGAAUUAAAGGGAAAAACACUUUUUAUUAAGUUUAAUUCAGUAAAGAAAUUGACUGUAAAAAAAAUAAAAUCCUAUUGUUAUCAAGUGUUUUUGUCUUGUUUUCCAUUUAAAAUGGUCUAAAAAUCCUUAAAACAAGAUACAUUUACUUGAGAAGCAACAUAUAAGAUAUUUGGACUUGCUUUAAGAGAAUGUAUCUUAAAUAUAAGUGUAUUUUGUAUAAAAGUGUAUUUUUUCACUUGGUUAUUCUUUGAGUGCAGUAAAGGCAAAAUAAACUUAUACUCAAGAUCUAUUCUCUAAAAGCAAGUCUAAAUAUCUUAUAUGCUGCUUCUCAGGUCAAUGCAUCUUUUUUUAAUGGAUUUUUAGAUAUUCUAAAAUAUUUGUAUUUUUAAUAUUCAACAUUCUCAGAUAACAAUUUUUUCUUCUGCAGUAUAGCUGCUAAAGUAAAUGUACAUUGUUUUAAAGGAGUUUUAGAUAUUUAUAUUGGAAAACAAGCCAAAAACAAAAACAGAUCAGAAAUGUAUUUUGUUGCAGUGUAUGAUGGGGCGAAGUCUACCCUCUCUCACCUUUCUAUUCACUUCAAUCCAUCUUUAACUCACAAAAAAACAAACUCUCUCUAUUAAUAAAGCUGCGUAUUGCCAAUUUUCUUCACAAUAAGAAAUGCACAGUGACACAUAUGUUAUGAUUCAAUAAGUCGUGAGCCAUCACGUUAUAAUCUAGCUGCAUUAAGCGUGCGUGUUCGAGGGAUGAGCGUCCCCGUGAUAGAAUGUGCAUCAGCCAGCUGCAGUUUCAAUCUCUUCCCCUUAGAUCGGGACAUUCACGCAACUCAUAGAAGAGGCGCUGACUGCACAGAGAAAUGCAUUUCUGUAUUUACUUAUUUUGUAUUUUUGUACAGUUCCCUCAUACUUUGCGAUCUACAUCACCUGAAGCUGUUUGGAAAGUUUAGAGUGCGUCUGGACUGUGAGCUGUGUAAUUCUUCCUCUCCUCAGUCAGGCGUGAGCUGCAGUGCUGCUCUUGUGUGCAAUCAUUACAGUUUCAUAUGAUCUCAUGUUAGGUUAAAUGAGAUCAAACGACUAUUCGACAAUGACAAUUUUUGUUGACAAUUUUUAUGUUGUCGAUAAUGUCGACUAAUCGUUUCAGCCCUAAUAUGUAUAUUGCAGACCACCACAUUUCCAGGAAAAGCAUACAAAAAGUUGCUUAAAAGGAUAGUUCAUCCAAGAAUGUAAGUUCUGUCAUUUAAAAAUAAAUGGUGACUGAAACCUCCUUUUGUGUUCCACAGAAGAUAAACUAUAAUUUCUGGGUGAUUUCUGGGAAAUAGGAACAUUUUUGCCUAAACAUUAAACAUCUUUGUGAUUUAUGGACAAGUUGUGUUAUCAAUCACCAAUCCCAUGAUAAAAUCCUUCUCUGGCAUUUGUGGAUGUGUAAAUGGAUUGCUAGUAGAGGCCUGUUGAAUGCGCAGAUAUGCAGGUUUACCAUGGAAAACAUACACUUGGGCUUGCCAAACUUGCACUACUGGUCCUGCAGAGUAAUAAUUCCACUCUUCUUCUUGUAUUGAUGUCCUUCUAUUGUCCUCCUGUUAUUUUACAAAUAUUGAAAACAGUUUAAAAUGUAUAUUGUAAUAUUACGAGGUGAUGUUAAACUUUUGUUUUUUGAUGCAAUGAGGCCUAUUUACUGUAUGUACGUUUGUUAAAGGAAUAGUUCAUCCAAAAAUGAAAAUUCUCUCAUCAUUUACUCACCUUCAUGCCAUCCCAGAUGUGUCUGACUUUCUUUCUUCUGCUGAACACAAACCAAGAUUUUUAGAAGAAUAUUUCAGUUCUGUAGGUCCACACAAUGUAAGUGAAUGGUGACCGGAAAUUUUGAAGCUCCAAAAAGCAGAUAAAGGCAACAUUAACCUCCUGAGACCCGAGCGCAACUGCUGUGUGUAUUUUAUAUUUCCCUUUUUGAUAUGUAACUAGUAGCCCCCAAUAAACAUGCAAAAUAAAUAAUAAAAGAAAAAAAGAAAAAUUAGAGCAAAGAGUUUUCCUGAAAAAAUUAUGUCCUCAUAUGGGGACAGCGGGACUAAGUUUAAAUUUUAAAGAAUACCAAUCUAUAGAAAGUCAGUUUUAUUUUUUUAUUUUUAUCAAACUGUUUAUUAUGUGUACAGGAGUGUUGGUUAUUCCUGUUUUUAAGAUGUUACAGACAUCACAGCUGAUUUUCUGUAAAGCUGCUUUGGAACAAUGUGGAUUGGGAAAAGCACAAUUUUUUUAUCUUACAGUAUUUGUUCUAUUUAUUUAUUUUUCUCGACUUGGGCAACAAAAUCUCAGUGUUAUCUCUAUGCACUGUCAAACAAACAAGUGAUAGCCAGUGCUGAAGCGUUUUACCCAUCAGAAAUUAGCAUAAAUAUUUUUGAUUCAAAGUAAUGGCCAGAUUUGUCCAAUCACUGCCAACCAUUUUAAAAUAUAAUUUGGCAUUAUAAAUUCUGAAUCUAUUUACUGAUUACCAUUGUCCCGUGUCUCCAUAUAAAGUCUCUGAAAGCAAAUGUUUCAGCUUUUGAAUGCACCCAUAGAUUCUCAAUGUGAAAAUGCACAGUGAAUAUAGGAUUUCUAAGGGAAAAAAGCCCUAUAGUCCACAUUUGUGGUCAUUGUGCCGUUUCGCGAUAAAUCGCUGACAUUUUCAAAAUGGCACAUCGGAUGAAACUGAGACUCUAGUCUUUUGACUUAUACAGGUUUCAAUGUGAAAACUUAAGUGAGGUUUCUUACCAGAUGUAAUUUUGUUGGUGUUUCUCCCAAAGACAAACUGCUGAGAUCGGCGGAAUGUUGUUUGUCACAUGACUUGUUGCAUCAAAAGUUUAUUCCUUUACUGACAGCCCAGAGUAUCCUGAACUGUGAUCAGUCAGUUUAAAUGAAAUUAAAUUAUGCAUAGCGUAUAGAGAAGACAAAACACACAGUCCACGCAGGAGGACGCGGGGUCGCACGAGGUUAAAGUAAUCCAUGAGACUCCAGUGGGUUAAUCAAUGUCAUCUGAAGUGAUCCAAUUUGUUUUGGAUGAGAACAGAUCAAAUGUACUGUAACUCCUUUUUACUUUAAAUCUUGACAUCAGCAGUCUCCUUGGCGAUCAUGAUUUCGAGCUCGAUUACACUUCCUAUUUCGCCACCUAGUGCUCUGCGCAUGCAUCAAGCACUAGGAAGUGUAAUCGAGCUUGAAAUCAUGAUAAUGCCUAGAUACUGCAAUGGCAAGGUAUACAGUGAAAAAGGAGUUACAUUUUGGUUUGUUCUCACUCAAAACCAACUGGAUCACUUCAGAAGACAUUUAUUAAAGUACUGGAGUCAAAUGGAUUAUCUUAAUGUUGCCCUUAUCUGCUUUUUGGAGCUUCAAAGGUCUGGCAACCAUUCAAUUGCAUUGAAAAGACCCACUGAGCUUAGUUAUUCUUCUAAAAAUCUUUGUGUUCAGCAGAAGAAAAAAGCAUACACAAUUGGGAUGGCAUGAGUGUGAGUAAAUAAUGAGAGAAUUUAAAUUUUUGGGUGAACUAUUCCUUUAACUGUAUAAAACAUUUUAAACUGUGUGCUUUCUGAAUAUGUUCUUCUGGCUCUCUACCCCUCAUGAACAGGAGCUUCAUUUAAGUAAUUUGAUGUCUUUGGUUUUAUAUUGGAUGAGAUUGUUGUCUGCAAACCCUUCUGUAGGGUACAACUGGGUUAAAGGCACUCCUUAUGGAAAUGUUGCUUUUUUCUGGUCACAAAAUGUAUCAAAGUCAAAUUGAAAAUUGAUGGAGCAACAUAAUUUCUGUGAAAAGAAAUAAUAACGGAAGGUUGUUUUGAUUAAAAUUCAGUUUUAAAAAAAGGUGGCGAGGGAGCCUUUUACCCCAUACUCGGGGUAAAAGGCCCCUAGGGGGUUUAAAGUGAUAUUGUGAAGAUACCGGGGCAAUAAUUAUAGCGCACAAUUUGUCAAUUAAUGCAAAUAAUUUUGAGACAGGAAGAUGCUUUUUUGAGUAACAUAUUAAGAUGAUGUUUACUCAAAACUACUUCAGAAAAAGUCAACCAUUUCCUGUUCAUUUCAAACACAUUUUUCAUUUUAUUACAUCUCAAGUAUUCUAUAUACAAACUAAUCUCUGUUAUGAUUGGAUGACUCAAUGUGAGCCCACUUUGAACAUUUUUCUUAACAAAUCUAUUCCCCCCAAUUAAGAAAAACAAUGUGUUUAAUAGGGGCCUUUUGCCCUAAAUACUAUCCUUUCACUUAUGGGACAGUUAUUGAAAAAUAUUUGAUUUAAUAACCUAAAACAAAACUGAAAAUGAUAUGUAUUUUGUCUCAAAAGAAAUUUGUUAAUUUAAGGGAUUUUCAUUAGCUACAGAAAUGUGCUGCAUUUUAAAAUAUAAUAAAAAUUAGAUUAAAUUGCCUCAAAAUCAAACUUUAGACAUUACAUGCAAUGAUCUCAUGGAAGAGGAAAAUUUUCCAGUGUAUAGUGACAAACAGAUGUUUAGGGAAGUUCUGUGGUAGUUUUUGUUGCUAUUUAGUGUUUUGGGAGAAAAUAAAAUCAAUGGAGCCUUUUACCCCACGGAGCCUUUAGCCCUGUUGUAUAUAAUUGCAGAUGACAGAUUGUACAUCACUGUUUUUCAUUUGAUUCAGUUGUUCACCGUAAAUUAGGGUUUGGAUUUUAGAACUAGUUCUUCUUCAUAACCGGAAAUGACUUUCAGUAUGCAUCUUGUUUUCUGUCAGCUGUGCAUGAUAAUAAUCACCUUUCGAGUACAGUGUCUCCCACUAUAUUGUGACUCCUGUGUAAAUAAAUGUAUGCUGCCUCUGUA
Molecule: messenger RNA, 7111 nt
Organism: Myxocyprinus asiaticus (Chinese sucker)
Lineage: Eukaryota; Metazoa; Chordata; Actinopteri; Cypriniformes; Catostomidae
Gene: pkp1a
Product: plakophilin-1
Exons: 14
Coding region: 96-2066 (656 amino acids)
Biological process (GO): cell-cell adhesion; intermediate filament bundle assembly; cell-cell junction assembly
Cellular component (GO): nucleus; cytoplasm; plasma membrane
Molecular function (GO): cadherin binding
Source: RefSeq, a predicted model, not a curated record